This is a messenger RNA of Linum tenue, 312 nucleotides long. The record is from the annotation of a GenBank genome assembly. NCBI's taxonomy places the organism in Eukaryota, Viridiplantae, Streptophyta, Magnoliopsida, Malpighiales, Linaceae.
AGCGCUUCUUCGAAUCCCCUGCUGCACGAGCAAGAGGAGUCACACCGCCGAUCCCUCGUCCAUUCAUCCAACCAAAAGCCGUCGAUCAAAACCAGAGGAUUCUUCGUCGUCUCCGUAGCCGGCGCAAGCCCCUUCCAAGAGCCACACGGCCCAGCAACACAGGGGGCCUCAUACUCUCCCGCUCUCCGCCAGGCUCUGUUCCCUUCGAACCCCGUCGCCGUUCGGUCGGAGCUUAGUCCCACGACCACACAGCCCGGCAGACAGCAGUUCAUCAUUAGUCUCACCGUCGAUUUGAUUUGAGCCGCUAAGCAG